This is a messenger RNA of Phymastichus coffea, 1368 nucleotides long. RefSeq names its product isovaleryl-CoA dehydrogenase, mitochondrial. The transcript has 8 exons. Gene Ontology annotation, biological process: L-leucine catabolic process. Gene Ontology annotation, cellular component: mitochondrion. Gene Ontology annotation, molecular function: flavin adenine dinucleotide binding; 3-methylbutanoyl-CoA dehydrogenase activity. Bases 7 to 1275 code for a protein of 422 amino acids. The record is from RefSeq and is a predicted model, not a curated record. NCBI's taxonomy places the organism in Eukaryota, Metazoa, Arthropoda, Insecta, Hymenoptera, Eulophidae.
GCGGAGAUGAGCGCGCUGCGGAGCGGCGCGGGCCGACUGCUGCUGGCGUGGCGCUCGUCGCCUGGGCCGGACCGCGGCUGCCGAGCCGCCUCGCGGUAUUACGCGAUCGACGAGGGCGUGUUCGGCCUGUCCGAGCAGCAGAAAGAGCUGAGGAGCCUGGUGUUCAACUUGGCGCAGAGCGAGCUCGCGCCCAAGGCCGCCGAGAUCGAUAAGAAGAACCACUUCGACGGGCUGCGACCAUUCUGGAGACAACUCGGCAAGCUCGGUCUGCUGGGCAUCACCGCGAAGGAGGAGUACGGCGGCACGGGUGGCGGCUACCUCGAGCACGUGGUCAUUCUGGAGGAGCUGAGUCGAGCUUGCGCCGCGGUGGCUCUCAGCUACGGCGCUCACUCGAACCUCUGCGUCAAUCAGAUUCAUCGCAACGGCACCGAGGAGCAGAAGCGCAAGUACCUGCCGAAGCUGUGCAGCGGAGAACACGUCGGCGCGCUGGCGAUGUCGGAGCCAGGCGCUGGCUCGGACGUCGUUUCCAUGAAGCUGAGGGCCGAGAAGAGGGCCGACCACUACCUGCUGAACGGCAAUAAGUUCUGGAUCACGAACGGGUCCGACGCCGACGUGCUGGUCGUGUACGCGAGGACGGACCCGUCCGCGGCCAAGAAGCAGCACGGUAUCACCGCUUUCAUCGUGGAGAAGGGCUUCGAAGGCUUCACCACGGCCCAGAAGCUCGACAAGCUGGGCAUGAGAGGCUCCAACACCUGCGAGCUCAUCUUCGAAGACUGCAAGGUUCCCGUGAGCAACGUGCUGGGCCAAGAGAACAGAGGCGUGUACGUCCUCCUCAGCGGUCUGGAUCUGGAGAGGCUGGUGCUGGCAGGCGGUCCACUGGGGAUCACGCAGGCCUGCUGUGACGUGGCCUUCGAGUACGCGCACACGAGGAAGCAGUUCGGCAGGCACAUCGGCGAGUUCCAGCUGGUACAGGGCAAAAUGGCCGACAUGUACGCGAAGCUGUGCGCCGGCAGAAGCUACCUGUACUCGGUGGCGCGCGCUUGCGACGGCGGCCGGGUCAAUCGCAAGGACUGCGCGGCCGUGAUACUGUACACCGCCGAGAAUGCCACGCGGUGCGCCCUCGACGCCAUCCAGAUUCUCGGCGGCAACGGUUACAUCAACGACUACCCGACCGGUCGCUUGCUGAGGGACGCCAAGCUCUACGAGAUCGGCGCCGGAACCAGCGAGAUCCGCAGAAUGGUCAUCGGCCGCGCGAUCAGCGAGGAGUACGCCUGAGCGCGCUCGGACUGUGCGCGUUCCCGUCUUCCUGCUUGUAUCGUUCGUUUCUCCUCCAGAAACUGCAGAAAGAGAAAAAAAAAGAAAAGAAAA